AUGCACUUGGGGCCCGCCUCCGCCUGUGCCGCUUCCGUCGCGCCAGCCGCGGGCUCUGAGGUCGCGGGGAUGAGCUCCGAGGCCGCGGGGAUGGGCUCCGAGGACGCGGGGAUGGGCUCCGAGGUGGCGCGGCUGCUGGAGGCCGUGGACUUUGCAGCCAGGAAACACAAGGAGCAGCGGCGAAUGGAUCCCGAGGGCACCCCCUACAUCAACCACCCCAUCGCCGUGGCCAGGAUCCUGGCGCAUGAAGCCGGCGUGACGGACCUGGUGGUGCUGCAGGCCGCCCUGCUGCACGACACCGUGGAGGACACGGACACCACGUUCUCGGAGAUCGAGGAGCGGUUCGGUGCCGAGGUGCGGCGCGUGGUGGAGGAGGUGACGGACGACAAGAGCCUGCCCAAGAUGGAGCGCAAGCGGCUGCAGAUCGAGCGCGCUCCCGCCUGCAGCCGCCGCGCCAAGCUGGUCAAGCUGGCGGACAAGCUGCACAACCUGCGGGACCUGAACCGCUGCACCCCGAAAGGGUGGUCGGAGGAGCGCGUGCAGGAGUACUUCCGGUGGGCGGCGCGCGUGGUGUCGGGGCUGCGCGGGACCAGCGCGGCCCUGGAGGGGGCGCUGCAGCGCCUGUUCGAGGAGCGCGCCGUCCCCACGUGACCGGGGCCGCGCCCUCCUCGGCCAAUAAACGUGCUCAGAUCUCGG
Messenger RNA from Serinus canaria (Common canary), 696 nucleotides. It is a transcript of the gene HDDC3, whose product is annotated as HD domain containing 3. The transcript is spliced from 4 exons. The record is from RefSeq and is a predicted model, not a curated record. Lineage: Eukaryota; Metazoa; Chordata; Aves; Passeriformes; Fringillidae. The coding region runs from base 1 to 651 and encodes 216 amino acids. Gene Ontology annotation, molecular function: guanosine-3',5'-bis(diphosphate) 3'-diphosphatase activity.